GCGGUGCAGCAGGAGGUGGCACGGUCUCUCUUCUUCUUUUUUUUUUGGAGAGCAAGAGCGCAACACCUUUUUUUCUAAUUUAUUAUUCUGUGAGCAUAACAAAAAGGCAGCCUCACUGACACUCGGACUCGCGCUUCUUUGAGAGCUGAGACUGUGGACGCGCUACUACCGACCCUCGUGUGCGCAAAAUCCAGGGGGGGGGGAAUGAGCGUCUCUCAGCCGGAGCUUGACGCACCCUGGAGCCGCUGUCUCCGGAGCGCGCAGACCGCCCGAAGCCUCCCGGCUGCGGAGCGCACGGCGUGUUGAUCAAGGAGUUUGUUUGUUCACUACAUUUUGGAUGAGCUUGAGUGCCAUCGCUCCGCUGAAUGGACAGACUUAAAAGGCACAUAUAGUUCCACCCAUGACAUGUAGCUGGCACACAGUCUCCUCCACGAACGGUUUGAUAAACGGGAUUAUUCCUGAAGUCUCGCUGCCAGCGGUGUUUGGGUCCAACGGGUGUGGAUUUUUUUGUUUGGAGGAGGAGGAACAGCAGCGUAUAUAUCCUCCGAGGUGGAAACAUUAUAAAGUUUAAAGCUCGCCGCGAGUUUCAACGUCAGCCACGAUGGAUUUUGAGUCGCCGCUGAUUGGAUUUUUAAUGACAAUGUGUCACCUGGCGUUGGGAGUCAGAGGCGAAGAUGUGCCGGAGUGCGGCGGCGUCUUCGAUGCCAGUGAGGCCGGUUACAUCACCUCCCCCGGUUACCCACUGGAGUACCCGCCUCACCAGAUCUGCCACUGGAUCAUCACGGCGCCGGAACCGUCGCAGCGCAUCGUCCUCAACUUCAACCCGCACUUUGAGAUAGAGAGGCUGGACUGCAAGUACGACUUCAUCGAGAUCCGCGACGGGACUUCGGAAAAUGCCGACGUUCUGGGUCGGCACUGCAGCAACAUCGCCCCGGCGCCGAUCAUCUCGUCGGGGUCGUCCCUCCAGAUUCGGUUCGUCUCGGACUACGCCCACCAAGGGGCGGGCUUCUCUCUGCGCUACGAGAUCUUCAAAACGGGGUCGGAAUUCUGCUUCCGCAACUUCACCAGCUCCUCCGGCGUGAUCGAGUCGCCGGGCUUCCCGGAUAAGUACCCCCAUAAUCUGGAGUGCUCCUACAUGAUCAUCGCCCCGCCCCACAUGGACGUCACGCUCACGUUCCUGACCUUUGACCUCGAGAAUGACCCCUUGCUGGUGGGAGAGGGCGACUGCAAGUACGACUGGCUGGACGUGUGGGACGGCCUGCCGCAAGUGUCUCCUCUGAUUGGCCGGUACUGCGGGACAAAGAUCCCUCCGGAGAUCCAGUCGUCCUCCGGCCUGCUGUCCCUCUCCUUCCACACCGACAUGGCCGUGGCCAAAGACGGCUUCUCCGCCCGCUACAACAUGACCCACAAAGAAGUCAGCGACUCGUUCCACUGCAGCAUGGCGCUCGGCAUGGAGUCGGGGAAGAUCAGCGACGAUCAGAUCGCCGCCUCGACGACCUUCUACGACAACCGCUGGUUGCCGCGGCAGGCCCGCCUCAACAACGGCGACAACGCCUGGACGCCUUCAGAGGACAGCAACAAGGAGUACAUACAGGUUGACCUCCACUUCCUGAAGGUUUUGACGGGAAUCGCCACGCAGGGGGCCGUUUCCAAGGAGACGCUGAAGUCCUACUACGUCACGACCUUCAAGCUGGAGGUCAGCACCAACGGAGAGGACUGGAUGGUCUACCGGCACGGCAAGAACCACAAGGUUUUCCACGCCAACACAGACCCAGCCGAGGUGGUUCUGAACCGCAUCCCGCAGCCAGUCCUGGCCCGGUUUGUCCGCAUCCGACCGCAGACUUGGAGGAACGGCAUCGCCCUGCGCUUCGAGCUCUACGGAUGCCAGAUUACAGAUGCUCCGUGUUCAGACCUGCAGGGCCUGCUGUCCGGCCUGCUCCCCGACGCACAGAUCUCCGCCUCCUCCAGCAGGGACAUGGUGUGGAACCCCGGGACCGCCCGCCUGGUGGCCAGUCGCUCCGGCUGGUUCCCGGCCCCCGCACAGCCCCUGGCCGGAGAGGAGUGGCUUCAGGUGGACCUCGGCGUGCCGAAGACAGUGCGCGGCGUGAUCACCCAGGGAGCGAGGGGAGGAGACGCAGGAAGCGGGGCGAGCACAGACAACCGGGCGUUUGUCAGGAAGUACAAAGUGGCACACAGCCUGAAUGGGAAAGAGUGGAAUUUCAUCAUGGACAGCAAGACCAGCCUGCCGAAGAUAUUUGAGGGGAACACACACUACGACACCCCCGAGCUGCGGCAUUUUGAGGAGAUAGUGUCCCAGUUCAUCCGACUAUAUCCAGAGAGGUGGUCUCCAGCAGGAAUCGCGAUGAGAGUGGAGAUACUUGGCUGUGACCUUCCAGAAACCACCACGCCGGCCGACACCGCCACCCCAACCGUUCCCGCUGACAUCGACACCUCCACCGUCCCCUUCUCGACCACAGUAGACACGGCGUCAUCCGACAGCGUGUGCGACUUCGACCACGGCCUGUGUGGGUGGACGCACGACCCCAACUACCCGCUGCUCUGGUCCCUGCACAGCCACGAGCUCAACAGCUACCUGUACAUGGACGCCAGCUUGAAUACGGAGCAGCAGGUAGCCCGCUUCGUGAGCCCCGUGGUGGCGGCCGACACGGGGCCCGUCUGCCUCCUCUUCUCCUACCAGCUGUUCGGGGAGGCCCAGGGCCACCUGAGGGUGCUGCUGCAGGACGGCCACAACGAGGAGGCCGUGCUGUGGACGCUGAAAGGCGAUCAGGGCCCCGUCUGGAGGGAGGGGCGCACCAUCCUGCCCCGCUCCCCGAAGGACUUCCAGGUCAUGAUGGAGGGUUUCUUUGCGCACGGCACCAGAGGACACAUCUGGAUAGACAACAUCCACAUCAGCUUCAGCACCCUUCUGAAAGAGUGUACACAACCCUUUGCUGCUUUUUCUCCAGAAAACCCAGGGGGAGGCGUUCCUGUGCCUCCCUUGCCCAUCCACUGGUAUUACAUUAUGGCCGCGGGGGGCGCCCUCCUUCUCCUGGCGGUGGCCAUCUUGGUCAGGGCCCUCUGUUGCUGCCGGCAACACCUGGCCACCAAGAAGAGCCAGCUGUCGGUGGCCUAUCACAGCUCCUCGCAGUGCUUCCAGUAUUCUAACUGGUCCUCCAGUAUGGCCGCCCCAGGGGUGGAGCCAGUCCUGACAGUGCGGCUGGACAGCCGGGACCGACACCGUACCCUCUGCUGAAAAGAACCACUUAGCCGCGUUGUGUUUGGCGGAGCAGGACGCCAACUCGUGACGUCGGUGGCAGCGGUGCCACAACACUGACAGGACAUCCUCCCGGCCAACCCCUCCCUCAUUUAGUUUACAGUCGCAAGGGCGGUGAUGAGGACAGUGGGCCCCGAAACUGCCGCGUGGACAUUUGCAAAGAAACACUGUGCCCUCUCGCUCUCUCUCUCUCUCUCUCUCUCUCUCUCUCUCUCUCUCUCUCUCCCCCUCUCUCCAAUGGACGUAGCUUUGGUUGCUGUUCGUUUGCUGUUGACAUUUCGCACUAUGUUGCUCCCGAUGAGUAAGUUAUUUACCCGAACAGCUUUUUCUCGAACCAUCGGGUACCAACUGGCUCCUCAUAACCCCGGCGGUCCUCCUGGAAUGACCCCAGCAUGGACAACACACACAUACAUGUGUGGGCUGGGAAGAGAAGCUGCUUUCGGCCGCGAGGGCCAGCCAGAGCUGCCAAACCACAGGCUAAAACAAGACCCCAGAGACAUGAGGAGCUCUGCAGUGCUGCAAGAGAAAGAGAGGGGGGGGGGAGGGGGGGACUGUAAGGCUGAGAGGCAUUCAACAUGCUAGCUGCAGAGAUGAUCUGACGAGCCCCCAGAAAAUAAAGCUCCCCGGUAUCUCUGUAAUAACAACACGAGAUAGCUGUGAUACGAGUAGUGCCAAAAGUGAGGGGGUUGCAUCGGAGGAGGAAGAGAAGUCCGUCGUCCAUUGUGCUUUUUCAACAGAGCAUGUGCACAUUUAAAAACAAAGGAAUGCAUAUCCAUCAUACUUUAAGUCCUGCAUCACAAAUGGCGAUAACCAGCUCCCUUUGAUUGAACGUCUCGUCUUCUCCCGAUAAAGGCAUCAGUCAGUGAAGGAUGCAGCCGUCUUCAGUGCUUAGCGUUUCAUCUUGAUUCUCUGGCGUAAUAAAGCACGUUGUUCCCAUUCACGCUCCGUGCCACCCGGUCCCCGCCGUUCCCCGUGUCUCGGAGCUGCCCGGAUGAAACUUGUCGUGAUUUCAGUGGGAAGUGCGCUUGUUGUUUUUAGGGCUUGUAAAGAGAGCACAGCUGUCUGCCAUCACCGUCGCUGUCUUGAUUUACACUCCUACAAAUCCCCCCAUUGCCGCUGAACCAGCUGGAAGGCAUAACUGCCGUGUGUUUCUUUUGUGCGAUCCGAGACAUUAUGAAAACCAGAGAAGGGCUCCAGUUUUUAAUGGCACUUCCUCUAGUGCCACGAACGCCUAUUAACAAAAAGACGAGACAAAGCGAAUGCACUUCUUGCUCACGUUUAACAUACGUGGGCUCCGAGAGCCUGUUUUAUUGUGAAAUCUCUCAAAACUGUGACUUGAGCUAAGACAAAUUGGCAGCAGUCUCUCUCUCUCUCUCAUCAGCCGGUGCAGAGCCGGUGAGAUUGGACACGAACUCGGUUUAACACCCUAGAUUGAAUGAAAUUGAGGUCUUCGCUCUGUGGCUUAACGGGCCGCGCUUUCGUGAUCUGUCACACCAGCAAAAAAAUCCAUCAUCCGCUCGCCUUUCAGCUCAGCAGAAUGCGCCUCGAUUUGUUGCCACAAUUUAGUAGCCGCACUUCAGAGUGACGAAGAAGUGUUUUUUGGCACGCUCUCGCUCUGUGCUUUUAAAUCAAGAGGGAGAGAGAGAGAGGAGGGAUUGGACACCCGACUCGGUGCCAUCUCGACACCAUUACGCUCCAAGCCUCUAAUAGUUGUAAUUAGUUAAUGGACAGAUACCAUUUAUUAAGGCUACGGUAAGCACUUCCCCCCCCCCCUCCCUCCCAUCCGCCGCACCUCCGACCGCCCAAUCAGCUGCCAACUUCGGUUGCCCCCCGGAAACGGGAUUAAUAACGCCAUCGGCCGUCAGAGGCCUCCGGAGCGAGACGUGCGCCGUGCCAAGCAGCCACUCCCACUCCGGCGCGCUUGCCAAAAAGAAGCGAGCGCCAAACACACACACACACACACGCACGCACACGCAGACACACACGAAUGCACGCGCGCGCACAAAGCGGAAAGAAAACUUGUAUAAAGUAAAGUACACUUGAGCUUUUUGGCUCAACUAAAGUGCCGCAGUCAGGGCUGGUUCUACCACACUUCUAAUCCUCCCGUUCACACACCCGCAUACAUAUCAACGUUCAGUUCACGGCGCGUCGCACAGAACGGAAAGACAAGCACUACUUAAAUGUUGUUGCCGUUAGUUGUUGUUGUUGUUUUGUUUAUUUCUUUCGUCAUCUUACUCGCCACUCUUAAACUUGACGGUGACAGCGUCGAUGAUUUUAAUGGCGAUAACGAUGAGUGAUGUUAACUAUUUGAUGGUGUUUGCAUCUCUAUUCACACGGAAUGAACAGUCUUAUACCACCAGUAUGCUAUGUGAUGACUGUGUGUUUGACAGGAAUGUAUCAUAAUGAUCUUUCUCUAUUAAUAAAGUCAUAUUUUUCUAUUA
Pseudoliparis swirei is the source of this 5715-nucleotide messenger RNA. RefSeq names its product neuropilin 2a (gene nrp2a). The transcript is spliced from 17 exons. Gene Ontology annotation, cellular component: membrane. The coding region runs from base 602 to 3253 and encodes 883 amino acids. Gene Ontology annotation, molecular function: vascular endothelial growth factor receptor activity; semaphorin receptor activity. The record is from RefSeq and is a predicted model, not a curated record. NCBI's taxonomy places the organism in Eukaryota, Metazoa, Chordata, Actinopteri, Perciformes, Liparidae. Gene Ontology annotation, biological process: angiogenesis; axon guidance; vascular endothelial growth factor signaling pathway.